ACAAUGAAGUACGCUCUCAUCUACCUCGCCAUCACGGGCGCUGCCACUGCCCUUGUCAUACGGGGCGAUGAGUCUCAGUCUUGGGACAAUAAUCCCAGCAAGGGUGGUGCACCGGGCGAUGGCUCAGGCAAUGGCUGGCAGCCUCAGCCAGACAAACCCAAGCCUAUUCCUCCACCUCCUGCUCCUAGGCCGGCGAAUCCACCGCCGAAAUCCCAACCAGAGAAGCCGAAGCCUGUUCCUCCUCCUCCUGCUCCUAGGCCGGCGAAUCCACCGCCGAAAUCUCAACCAGAGAAGCCUAAGCCGAUUCCUCCUCCACCCGCUCCUAAGCCAGCACCCCCUCCACCAGGCCCUCCUGCUUCUCCCAAGGGCGGUGAAAGUGGUGACCACUCUGGCGGCGGAGGGUGGAAACGCAAUGACAAGUGGGGUGGAAAAGGCGGACAGGGCAGACCUAAUGGCAACAACGGUAAUGGGCUUGGUCGACCAAACGAUAACGGGCCAAAUGGUAACGGACCAUUCGAUAAUGGACACAGCGGCAAUGUACGAAACAACGGGCCGAACGACAACGGUCGCAAUGGAGGAUCUGUUGGAUGGAAGCGUAAUAGCAAGCACAAAGACAAGGAUAUGAAGAAGGGAAAGCAUGACAACGACAAUGAUGGGAAGAAGGGGAAGCAUGACAACGACAACGACAACGACAAAAACAAGGGAAAGCAUGGUAAUGACAACGACAGAAACAAUGGAAACAAAAACGGUGAAAACGAAUCUGGAAAGCCAUUCGGUGAUGGCCCCAAAUAUGGCGACCACAACUGAUGGCAUGAAGUUCGUCAACGCGGCUGAGUCCGACUGGGUAUCUGCCGCUUCCUGGUUUGGGACAAGGCCAUCGAGUUAUUUUGGACACUGGGCGACACUCCUUUAUUGCCUAUUUCACUUUAUUGUACAUAACAUGAAUACAACUGGCGUACAAUCACGAAUAAAAGAACAUCCACGGCAGUAUGGCUAUUAACCAAUCUCUGCAUUACGGCAAAUGGAGCUUUUCCACACGCGACCACUCUUCUUGAUUCUAGUCCAUUCCGUUUGAAAUUUGAACACACAAACCCUCCCACACUAUCCAAUGGUUCACAAGCGACCAGGAAUUUGAGAAAGUAGACUGCAUAUCAGCAUGAAACUGUGGAUAGAAUUGUAGGGGAUUUCCGGAGAAGCUUUUCCACCAAUCAAACCAAUAGCUAUUGCGUAUUUCCCCGAUAAAGAAUGAUACUGGAGCUUGUAACUUCUCUCAAAGUAAUCGGAUAGUGGUAUAAGAAACACGGGAAUAGCAGAGCCUUUCACUCCGCUAGAAAUCUGUUGACUUUUGCAUGCGUACAUGCCGC
Molecule: messenger RNA, 1364 nt
Organism: Periconia digitata
Lineage: Eukaryota; Fungi; Ascomycota; Dothideomycetes; Pleosporales; Periconiaceae
Source: the annotation of a GenBank genome assembly